AUGGUUUUGAGAUAUAUGGACAAUCAUCGCAGAGUUCUUGUAUCUGGUAAUAUAUCUCUGAAAGUUCUCGUUCUAAAUUGUAGUAUUAGUUCUGGUUCUAGUACCACAAAUUAUGGUGUAACUGAAAGCUCUGGUACUCCUAAACUUGCUAUGGUGAUAGAUAAUGAUGCAGACAAGGGUAAGCCUCUUGUUUCUGAUGAGUGGUUGUAUAUUUUUGACAAGAUAGGUAGAGAGUUUAUUGGUAGUAUUGAAGUAGUUAGAGUCUCUGUUGCUAAGUACAAACUAGCUACUUGUUACAAAAUUAGGAUUCUGAAAAAUGGCACGACUCAUUAUACUGCAAAAUUUAAGGAAAAUGGUUGUUCAUGGAGGAUUCACUUUGUGCUUGUGAAUGAGGGCUUAUCUCGAUUUGUUCUGAAAGAUGCUAAUAUGCUUCACAGGUUGAAGAGUCCAUCAGUUACAACCAAGAUUGUAAAGUAUUUGAUAUCUGAACAUAUAAAUGGAGAUCCUAGUUUAAAACCCAACCAGACCAUUUUACUUUUUAAAAGAACUUUUGGGUCCAACGUUGAGUACCACUAUGCUCGUACAGGUAAAGAAGCGAGCUAUAAGUAUCUUAGGCCCAUGAUUUACUUAGAUGUUACUUUUAUUACUGGUAGAUUCAAGGGUGGUUUAUUGGCUACAACCUGUGUCAAUGGCAAUAACGGUUUUUACCCAUACGAUUUUUCUCUUAUCCACGUUGAAGAUAAAGCUAAUUGGGAGUGGUUUUUGAACAAUCCUAAAGAAGUUGUUGAUGCUCGUCCUAUUGUGACGCGAAUUUCAAGGUUGUUAGCUACUUACUCUUAUACAUAUGCUAACUAUGAAGUUGGUUUGCGAGGUAUGCAUGUGCUUGGCUGUGGAUAUGUUUUCAAUUAUAUCAGGACUAUUCCAAUGGAGAACUGGGCUUUUGCAUUUUUCCUUGUACGUGGAUGUGGUGCUCACUCUUCAAGUGUUGCUGAGUCAUUUAACAACUGGAUUAGUGAUGAUAAAAAGUUUUCUACUUACGCUCUGUUGGAUGAGAUAUGA
Molecule: messenger RNA, 1059 nt
Organism: Papaver somniferum (opium poppy)
Lineage: Eukaryota; Viridiplantae; Streptophyta; Magnoliopsida; Ranunculales; Papaveraceae
Exons: 6
Coding region: 1-1059 (352 amino acids)
Source: RefSeq, a predicted model, not a curated record